This is a messenger RNA of Heterotrigona itama, 1488 nucleotides long. Lineage: Eukaryota; Metazoa; Arthropoda; Insecta; Hymenoptera; Apidae. The record is from the annotation of a GenBank genome assembly.
AUGCAUACGCUGUUCAGCGAGCAGAAUGCAUAUUACAGGCACGCAACGGCGGUUCCCGUUGGAAUGGGAACUCCAUCGUAUCCUGGAGUGGGUGCCGCGCCGGGAUACUACGAGCAGUACCGAUACGGCGGUUAUGCGACGGCGGCAGGUUACCCGGUCUCAGGUAUAACCCAGCAACACAUCCACCAUCCUGGCAAGGAUAUGGUGAAACCCCCGUAUUCCUACAUAGCUUUGAUCGCAAUGGCAAUACAGAAUGCACCGGACAAGAAGAUCACGCUGAACGGGAUCUAUCAGUUUAUCAUGGAGCGAUUCCCUUAUUACCGCGAGAACAAGCAGGGCUGGCAGAACUCCAUCAGGCACAACCUCAGCCUGAACGAGUGUUUCGUGAAGGUGCCAAGGGACGACAAGAAGCCCGGGAAAGGGAGCUACUGGUCGCUGGACCCGGACAGUUACAACAUGUUCGAUAACGGUUCUUAUCUCAGGCGUCGUAGACGCUUCAAGAAGAAGGACGCCCUGAAAGAGAAAGAGGAGGCUCUAAAGAGGCAAGGCUUGGUGCCUGACAAGCAGCGUAAUCAAGAGGAAACGAAACCUAGUAACAUAGUGAUACAGCCACCGUCGGACCCGGCUACCAAGAAACUGGCCACCCUGGAAACGACUCUGUGCAAACCGAAGAGGGAGCCGGUGAACGACACUGGCAGCCAUUGCAUGGCCGUGCAAGCGAAAUACGGCCUUCACAGUCCGAUUCAAGACACGAAGACGGCGGUAACGACGACGUCGGCCGUCGCUGUAGCUGGCCAAAGCGUCAUCCAAACGGCUCUGGGUCAUCAAGUGCAUCAAACCCAUCAGGUUCAUCAAGACAGCAUUCAGGACGUAUCUAUGGGGCUAGAUCCCACUAGUUUUAGCGUGGACGCUCUAAUGACGACGAGAGAGAACAGCGCAGCCUUGAUGACCAGAGAUAAUCAGCAUCACACGCAUCAUCCCCACGGUCUUCAGCAUCCUCACCCUCACUCGCACUCGAUCAUGACGAGCAGAGAGUCGAUGGGCGCCGGGGUAGUCUCCAGGGACCAUUUGCCCUCCGUUUGCACGACCACGACCACGACGACGGCCGCCGUCGCGGCAAUGAUGGCCACCACCGGAUACGGUCACAGCAGCACCGUGUCUAGGAGCAACGGUUCGCCGCCCGGAACCAUGUACGCGCCUUAUUGCACGCCCACGGCUGGUUACAUAAUGGAUCACGCGGAAUACAAUUCGAGAAACCAUACCAAUACCGCGGCACACUCGCAAUGGUACCAAGAGGCAGCUAGCCCCGACGCUGCCGCCAUUUAUCAGGACACCCAGUCACCAAGCUGUCAGCUUUACAGAUCCAGCCCGCCAACUCCACUCUCGUCGAGUGCGGCUCCGUCGCCACCUUUGUAUCAUCGAUAUUACCAAGACUGCAACACCGUCAACACCAGCGGCAAUCUACCCAUCACAUUGCACAAAUACUGA